Messenger RNA from Rhea pennata, 1473 nucleotides. RefSeq names its product major intrinsic protein of lens fiber (gene MIP). Gene Ontology annotation, molecular function: water channel activity. Bases 1 to 1473 code for a protein of 490 amino acids. Gene Ontology annotation, cellular component: apical plasma membrane; plasma membrane. Lineage: Eukaryota; Metazoa; Chordata; Aves; Rheiformes; Rheidae. The record is from RefSeq and is a predicted model, not a curated record. Gene Ontology annotation, biological process: water transport; transmembrane transport. The transcript is spliced from 7 exons.
AUGGCCAUCGGGGAGGAGCUGCGGAGCGGCUGCUUCUGGCGGGGGGUGCUGGCGGAAGCAGCGGCGACCAUGAUCUUCGUGGGGGUAGUGCUGGGCGCCUCGGCAGCCCCCGGGCCCCUGGCACCGGCGCUGGCCGGGGGGCUGGCGGCCGGGGGGCUGGCCUGCAGCCUCGGGGCGCCCCAGGCCAACCCGGCCUUCACCCUGCAGUCCCCACACACCUUGGACAGCUCCUCCAUCCCUGGGGUGGCUCCCACUCAGUUGCCCAUCCCCAUUUCAGGUCGUCAUGGUCCCCCUAUCCCUCGGGCAGGUCCUCUGAUCCCUGGUGUGGGUCCCCCCUCCCCCCCAUCCCUGGUGUACUGGUUGGGCCCGGUGCUGGGAGCGGUGCUGGCCGGGCUCUGCCAUGAGCUGCUCUUCGCCGCCAGCGCCUCGCGGGAGAGGCUGGGCACCUGCCUGACCUGCCGUAAUGUGGCACCAGUGGAGACCCCCCAGCCCGGCCCCCUCGUCACCCACCAGCCCCCCGGCUGCACAGAACCAGGGCACGGCCUGAGCCCCCCUGCCCCGACCUGGCCGGGGGGGGGCCCACAGGAGAGGGGCUACAUAGGGGCAGCGGGCCGGCGGCAGGCGAGGGCGAGGGCGCGGGUGGUGCGGGGCCAGGCCAUGCGGGAAGUGCGCUCGGCCUCCUUCUGGAGGGCCGUCUUCGCCGAGUUCCUCGGCAGCCUCCUCUACGUGCUGCUGGGGCUGGGGGCCUCGCUGCGCUGGGCCCCGGGCCCCCCCGGCGCCCUGGGGACCGCCCUGGCCUUCGGGCUGGCCCAGGCCACGCUGGUGCAAGCCCUGGGCCACGUGAGCGGGGGCCACAUCAACCCGGCCGUCACCGUGGCCUUCCUGCUGGCCGCUCAGCUCUCGCUGCCCCGCGCCCUGGGCUACCUGGUGGCCCAGCUGCUGGGCGCCCUGGCCGGGGCCGGGGUGCUCUAUGGGGUGACGCCGGCCGCCGUGCGCGGCACCCUCGGCCUCAGCGCGCUGCACCCCAGCGUGGGCCUGGGCCAGGGCACGGCGGUGGAGCUCAUCCUCACCAUGCAGUUCGCGCUCUGCGUCCUCGCCAGCUACGACGAGCGCCGCGACGGCCGCCUGGGCUCCGUGGCCCUGGCCGUGGGCUUCUCCCUCACCCUGGGACACCUCUUCGGGCUCUACUACACGGGAGCCGCCAUGAACCCCGCGCGCGCCUUCGCCCCCGCCGUCGUCACGCGCAACUUCAGCAACCAGUGGGUGUACUGGGUCGGGCCGCUGCUCGGCGGCGCCCUGGCCGCGCUGCUCUACGACUUCGUGCUGGCGCCGCGGCGCCGCGGGCUGGCCGAGCGGCUGGCGGCCCUCAAGGGCGAGCCGCCGGCCGAGCCCGAGCCCGAGCCCGAGGCGCCGGCCGAGCCCGAGCCCGAGGCGCCGCCGGAGCCGCUGGAGCUGAAGACGCAGUGCUUGUAG